GGGUCGCAUCAGGUACACGUAGUGCCAUUUCACCUUUUGCACAGCACACACACACAAAACUGAUAAAGUUAUUUAAUAGUUAGGUUUAAUAAAACCAUACGACUUUUUUUUUCUAAAUUCCAAAUGUGAAAAAUCUAUUUCCCGCCAGUUAAACGGACCCCAUAAACGGAGAGGUCCUGACGAUGACGUCGGUGAAGGUGAGUUCUAAAAAUGAAAGAGGGAAGAAAGCACAUGGACGCGAGCAGCUGAAAUCAAUAAAUCAACUGACUGAUGAUCUGAAAUAUCGGGAUCACCGUUUGGCUGUCGAUACGGAGCAGCGCGCGCUCUCUGUUAAAGGACCGCCUCGCGGGCGACGGGACACUGGCCAAUACGAUCCAAAAGUCACGGAAAUAUUUGUGCAGCGAGAGUUUCCACGCGUGAAAAUGAUCCGAGAGUGGGAAUAAUCCGAGAGAGAAACAAAGAGAGGGAGAGAGAUCACUGAUGAUGAUGAUGAUGGUGGCCUAGAAACAUCAGGAAUUCCUCGCUCCGCUCGACUGGAUCUUUAAGGUAAUGGGGGAUUUUAUGCCAAGAAAACGGGCUCGCUUUCCUCCUCCGCGCACCGCGGCUUUACUUUUGACUCGGAGGAGGAUGCAUUGAAGUCUCGCAUGCAGUCUGAGAGUCUCUGGCUCACGUGAAAAGGAACGGCUACUCUGCGCAUUAAUGCGUGUGUGCGCGAGCGCGUACGCUUACGCGUGCUCUCCCGUGACCGAUGGCACUGGAAACCGUGCGCAACGGCUAUGCGCGCACUUGUGUCACUCCCGCGGAACAGGACUGCUGGCACUCGCGCUUGGCUCUCGUGUGGAGCCGUAGGAGCCUCUCCUCGGCCGCGUGCGUCGCCUCGCUGUCCGUGCUGCUCGCGCUGCUCUCCGCGGACUGGGACGCGGAGCGCGCGUGUCACUUGGUGACGCUCGCGGAGCUCGCGUGGCAGCUGCUCUCCCCCGUCUUUACGCUCGUGUGUGCCUUCUUCUGGGUGGGCGUGUAUCUGCUCCGCUGCGGGGUGCUCAUCCGCACCGCCGUGUUCCUGCUCACCGUGUGCCAUCUGGGUGAAGCGGCGGCGCAGUCGCUGUUGGAUGCGCAGCAGUUGUACUCGUUUACCGCCACCGCGCUGGUGCUGCUCGCCUGCCUGGCCAGCGGGGCGCUCAUGGUGGUGCGUCUGGGUCAGGGCAUCUCUGUGCUCCUCUUCAUCAGCAUCAUCAGGACCGUAUCGCUGCUGUCUCUGCAGAAGGUGCGCGCCAGCUGGAGACCCUACUUGGCGUACCUGCUCGGGGUGCUGGGGGUCCUGCUGGCGAGGUAUGCGGACAGGCUGCUGCCGCCGGAGCAGGGCGCAUCACACCGGGAGGGAUCGAGCGGAGAUAUUCCGGUAUUUAAGAGGCGCAGGAGGUCCAGCUCCGUAGUCUCGUCAGACAUGGCACAGCACGGCCAGCCCAGGAGCAAAUCUCACAGGAGGACGUCGCUGCCUUGCUUGCAGAGAGACCAGAUGCUCCCACAGCAAGAAUGGGACCACAAAAGAGGCGCCCGAGGAUCUCAGCCACCCGGCCUAAUGCAAUCUUCGGGCACCAGCGUGACGGUGGACAUCGCGGUGAUGGGCGAGGCCCACGGACUGAUCUCAGAUCUGCUGGCUGACCCCUCCCUCCCGCCGAACACCUGCAGCACCCUGCGGGCCGUCAGUAACCUGCUCAGCACCCAGUUCACCUUCCAGCCGCUGCACCACCGGCCACGCCUGAGCCCUCUGCUGGCCUUCAGCGACGGACACGCCUGCUCCGACUCAGAGGAGGCGCCGGAGAAAGGAGAGAGGCUGGCCAUCCCGAAGUGUUUGAGGCGGAGUUUGCCUCCAGGGCUUUUGAGACGCAUUUCUUCCACGUGGACCACCACCACCUCAGCCACGGGCCUGCCCACCCUCGAACCCGGGCCAGUCAGACGGGACCGCAGUGCCAGCAUCAAAGCACCUCACGAUGGCCCUUCCAGCAGUUUGGUGAACAGUGAUUCAUGGAACAACUCUGUUAUGCUUAGCCUUUCCAAGAGCAGGUCCAUGUCCGCUUCAUACGCUGCCUCCUCCACCACCAACCACAUCUAUAGCAAGAGCCGAAGAGGUUACCCUUCUUCCAACAUCUCACCUCUGGCUUCGCCCUGCCACUCCCCUCCAGUCCAGGGCACUCCGCUCACCAGCCCCACCAACAAAAGUCCUUCAGUGGAGCUGCCUGACGCUGAGCUUCCACCACCACAGAGCCCCCACAAAGCCUUAACCCACAGUCAGAGCUCCCCCAGCUCCAGCACCUCACAAUGGGUGCCACCUCCACUUUGUAGCAGCUGUGGAAGACCGAACAGUAAACUGAGACACGGGGACGGAUCCAUAGACGCAGGAGACCGAACCCAACAGCCAGACGAGCCGCUGAUAAUGUCGUCAGACUAUGACAGCACCUAUGAGACCAACCACAGUGACAGCAGCAACUUUGCACAGAACGAAGACAGAGAAGGUCACAGGAAAGCCUGCGGGACGUUCCCACUGACCGCUCUCAUCCCACCGGAGGAUAAGCCCAUCUUGGCCCCGGAGCCGCUGGUGAUGGAGGGCCUGGAGCCCCUCAUGAGUCAGAUCAACAACUGGAACUUCCCCAUCUUCAGUCUGGUGGAGAAAACCAACGGCAGAUGCGGCUGCAUCCUCAGCCAGGUGUCUUACCGGUUGUUUGCGGAUACGGGACUCUUCGAGACGUUCAGGAUUCCGGUGAGGGAGUUCAUGAACUAUUUCCACGCUCUGGAGAACGGAUACAGGGACAUCCCAUAUCACAACAGGAUUCAUGCCACAGACGUCCUCCAUGCGGUUUGGUACCUCACGACCCAGCCUGUGCCUGGUUUACCUACACUGACAUCACUGAGUGACUCGGACUCUGACGGUGGACUCGCUCUCGGCCACACAAGGUACCUGAUGUCCAGGACGUAUCCUGCAGAGGAGGAGGGUCACGGCUGUCUGUCGGGCCUCAUCCCCGCUCUGGAGCUGAUGGCGCUCUACGUAGCAGCCGCCAUGCAUGACUACGACCAUCCCGGCAGGACCAACGCCUUCCUGGUGGCCACCAGCGCUCCUCAGGCCGUUCUUUAUAAUGACCGUUCGGUGCUGGAGAAUCAUCACGCUGCGUCCGCCUGGAAUCUGUUCAUGUCGCGGCCCGAGUACAACUUUCUGGCCAGUCUGGACAACAUGGACUUCAAACGCUUUCGCUUCCUGGUCAUCGAGGCCAUCCUGGCCACCGACCUCAAGAAACACUUCGACUUUCUGGCUGAAUUCAACGCUAAGGUGGGAGAUGAUGGAUGCUCGGGCAUUGAUUGGACGAACGAGAAUGAUCGUCUGUUGGUCUGUCAGAUGUGUAUUAAGUUAGCGGAUAUAAACGGUCCGUUGAAAAGCAAGGCGCUUCAUUUGCAGUGGACGGAAGGCAUCGUCAAUGAGUUUUAUGAACAGGGUGAUGAAGAGUCCAGUUUGGGCCUUCCCAUCAGCCCCUUCAUGGACCGCUCAGCACCGCAGUUGGCCAAACUGCAGGAGUCCUUCAUCACACACAUCGUGGGGCCUCUCUGCAGCUCAUACGAUUCAGCCGCUCUCAUGCCCGGCCACUGGGUCGACCCUCUGCCCAAAGAGGGCGAGGAGGCUGAGGAAGAGACAGAUGAAGAGGAGGAGGAAGACACACCGGAGGAAGACACCUCUUCCAGCUCUGAACUUUCCCAGAAACCAGCACCCAAGAAACGACGGAAAGUGUUCUGCCAGAUCACCCAGCACCUGCUGGAGAACCACGAGAUGUGGAAGAAGGUCAUCGCUGAAGAGUCCCAAAGCCAGACAGAAGGGGAGGAGUCCACAUGCCUCACUAACACCCCUGAGCCAAUCCUAGCCAUCGAUGAGGAGGAGGAGGAGCCAGGGAGCAAGGAGGAGCCUGCAGACGACCAGGAGGAGGAGGAGAGUCCUGCACCUGACGAGACACAUGAAACAGAGGAAAAAGAUGGCGAGACUGUAGAGGAAGUGGACGAGACUGCGAAGACUGUAGAAGAUGACGCGGAGCUAAUGGGAAAACGAGAGGAAGACGAGAAAGAGGAUCCGGAAUGAAUGACGUCGUCUAAAAGCGUUUCAUCGGCAAGCGAGACUUCUAAGAAAUGGUUGCCAGCACAUCACUUAGACACAACACUGUAGAUGCUUGGGGAACAUGUGCCUAAAGGAAACAGGGUGGGACGGGGUGGUUCGGGAUGAAGGGUUUGACUAACAAUGAGCAGGCGGUGAACUUUUGAGGUUUGAUGCUAAAAUUGUCCGGGACAAGGAGUUCUCCAGGGGGUUUCCUAUAUUUUCUAGACUUACGUUGGUCAGUUUUGCAAGUCCUUCUCCAGCUGCACCUUAACCUCCAAUACUGCGACAGGGGUCCCAAUGACCUGAAGUUUUGCAGGCUCAACAAGCAUUUCCGAGGAGCUCAGUGUCAAAGUCGGGGAAUGGUGUAUCCCAUCGUGGGCAGCGGACGAAAGCAAACGCUCCAGAAACUGCAUGCGUUUGUGAAAAGAUACACUAUGUGUUUGCGUGUCUGUCCUGCCAUUGCUCUUUCUUUUUCCUUUCCAGAGCAUCACUACAGCAAACGCUUGCUCCACUGUCUCAUUUCCGAAGGCGUCGAGCCCAAUGCUUGUCAUUCCCUUCCCUCACCGUUUUCCCUCGGCAUUCCACGAGCUGAGAUUUUGCGUUUCUCAGGAUCAGACUUUUUUCAGAUAACUGUACAAGGAGUCAUUGGUUUUUACAGACUUUCUUGCAGCUUUCUAAUCUUUUGGAUCUUGAUUUGUUGUUUUUUAAAACUGUAACUUCUUCAAAACGCCAAUGGCCUUUUAGCCCAAUCGUUGUUUUACCAGGUGAUUUGAUAAAUAUAUACACAAAUGCAUACGGCGUGCAAUAGUACAUCGCCUCAUCCCUAGUCAUCAAACAUUGUACCGUCCGAAACUAUAGACGCUCUUAUUCUCCCUCCUUCUGUUCUUGCAUUUAAGCUGAGUUUGAGAGCCAAGUGAACUGCUCUAGCAAGUUUGGCUGAUCAAAGGCGCAAACUGGGACGAUGGGAAGGCCUCAGGCUCCCGCAUUCCCCCGCAGUCACAUGUUUUCCCUCCGAACAAGGCUGUGGUUAUGUGGUCGUCUCACGCAGCCGCCGCUGUGGUCAGCUCCUCAGCCCAAGGGAUGAAACGACGAACGGCGUCCCUCUCACAUGAGAGCAUGUGCCGCACAUGAGCUACGCGCACCGGUCGACACGGCUGUCCGCGCUCGCCUUUGAUGUACCGAAAGAGGCAGAUUGCUUGCGACGGCGAGAUGAAACACUUCUGUGGGCUUAAUCACCUCGGGUCCGAUGUCUAAUCAGACGCCUUCAGUCGCUUUGAAGGAGA
Sinocyclocheilus anshuiensis is the source of this 5415-nucleotide messenger RNA. Its product is annotated as cGMP-inhibited 3',5'-cyclic phosphodiesterase A. The record is from RefSeq and is a predicted model, not a curated record. Gene Ontology annotation, molecular function: 3',5'-cyclic-nucleotide phosphodiesterase activity. Lineage: Eukaryota; Metazoa; Chordata; Actinopteri; Cypriniformes; Cyprinidae. Bases 749 to 4117 code for a protein of 1122 amino acids. The transcript has 17 exons. Gene Ontology annotation, biological process: signal transduction.